AUGGGCAAUAAUUUUGUAUGGCAGGCUCUUAUCAAAGAACAGCUUCCGGAGACUCAUGGGUUAUGUGAAUAUGCUAUCUAUGUCCAAGCUUUGAUAUUUCGCCUGGAAGGAAAUAUCCAAGAAUCCCUAAGACUCUUUCAGAUGUGUGCUUUUCUCAGCCCUCAGUGUGCUGAUAACCUCAAGCAGGUGGCCAGAUCUUUAUUUCUUUUGGGAAAACAUAAAGUUGCCAUUGAAAUAUAUAAUGAAGCAGCUAAACUUAAUCAGAAAGACUGGGAAAUCUGUCAUAACCUAGGAGUUUGCUACAUUUAUCUGAAACAGUUUGACAAGGCACAAGACCAGUUGCACAAUGCCCUACAUCUUAACAGACAUGAUCUGACUUACAUAAUGCUGGGCAAGAUCUUCUUGCUGAAGGGAGACUUGGACAAGGCCAUUGAAAUCUACAAGAAAGCAGUGGAGUUCUCACCAGAAAAUACAGAACUUCUUACAGCUUUAGGAUUACUCUACCUACAGCUCGGCAUUUACCAGAAGGCAUUUGAACAUCUUGGAAACACACUGACUUACGACCCUACCAACUACAAGGCCAUCUUGGCAGCAGGCAGCAUGAUGCAGACCCACGGGGACUUUGAUGUUGCCCUCACCAAAUACAAAGUUGUAGCGUGUGCUGUUAUAGAAAGCCCUCCACUCUGGAAUAACAUCGGAAUGUGCUUCUUUGGCAAGAAGAAAUAUGUGGCAGCCAUCAGCUGCCUGAAACGAGCCAACUACCUGGCACCUUUAGACUGGAAGAUUCUCUAUAAUCUGGGCCUUGUCCACUUGACUAUGCAGAAGUACGCGUCCGCUUUCCAUUUCCUCAGUGCAGCCAUCAACUUCCAGCCCAAGAUGGGGGAGCUCUACAUGCUCUUGGCUGUGGCUCUGACCAAUCUGGAGGAUACAGAGAAUGCCAAGAGAGCCUAUGAUGAAGCAGUCCGCCUUGAUAAGUGUAACCCUUUAGUAAACCUGAACUAUGCUGUGCUGCUGUAUAACCAGGGCAAGAGGAGGGACGCCCUGGCCCAGUAUCAGGAGGUGGAGAAGAAAGUCAACCUACUCAAGCAGAGUAGCUCUCUGGAAUUUGAUCCGGAGAUGGUGGAGGUAGCCCAGAAGCUGGGAGCUGCUCUACAAGUCGGGGAGGCACUGGUCUGGACCAAACCAGUUAAAGAUCCCAAAUCAAAGCACCAGACUGCUUCAACCAGUAAAGCCGCCUGUUUCCAGAAGCCUCUGGGCUCUAAUCAAGCCCUAGGACAGGCAAUGUCUUCAGCAGCCACAUGCAGGAAGCUCUCCUCAGGUGUUGGAGGAACAUCCCAGCUCACAAAGCCACCAUCCCUUCCUCUGGAGCCAGAGCCCACUGUGGAAGCACAACCUACAGAAGCAUCAGCACAAACCAGAGAAAAGUAGGUGUAGGAUGACCCCAGAGCUGGGCUUGCUUUGGCGAGGACCCACCAGAUUAGGUAGGUCUCAUGACACAGGCAGCACGGAGACCGGCACGUACGAGAACGUGUUAUGAUCACCAGGAGCCGGAAGCCUUCACAGCCCCUGGCUGCCCCAUGAGCUAGGAGAGGACUUAUCUCCUGCUGACUGAGCCCUUUGUGGAAGAAAAGUCUGAGACAGACCUCUGCUGUCAUGACAAAGUCUUGGCUUAGCUGAGGUGAUUCUUGGGCUGUGUGAUAGGUAUAUUGGCCACCAAGGCAAACACAAAUCUUGAAUUAAUAAUCCAGUUCUAAUAGUAGAAAUUCAGAAGAUGAAAAAAAAAAAAAGCUCUUUAAAUUGUGGCCCAGUCUAUUGAGUAUCUCAGCUGCACUUGCCCAGAAGAAUCCAGAAGAAGUCCCUAUAGCUUGUUCUUGAGCGAGGUCAGAGUGCAGAGCCAGAUCAUGUCAAUAUGAAAAGGGAGAAAGGGCUGGUCUGGUAUCAGCACCAAGGAUUGGGGGAAAAAAAGAGCUUCUUAACUGAGGAGGUUUUAGACAUUCAGUGAUACCACUGACCAGAUGCUAGCAAUACAUUAUGUAUCAUCCCUUUGGGAAAAGUUGUUAUUAAUGUGUAAGGGAUCACAAUAAAAUGUUUCUGGAA
Molecule: messenger RNA, 2097 nt
Organism: Bubalus bubalis (water buffalo)
Lineage: Eukaryota; Metazoa; Chordata; Mammalia; Artiodactyla; Bovidae
Product: Bardet-Biedl syndrome 4 protein homolog
Exons: 2
Coding region: 1-1428 (475 amino acids)
Biological process (GO): protein localization to cilium; cilium assembly
Cellular component (GO): ciliary basal body
Molecular function (GO): protein binding
Source: RefSeq, a predicted model, not a curated record